This is a messenger RNA of Beauveria bassiana ARSEF 2860, 459 nucleotides long. Its product is annotated as transferase hexapeptide domain-containing protein. Gene Ontology annotation, molecular function: dynein complex binding. Gene Ontology annotation, biological process: mitotic spindle organization. NCBI's taxonomy places the organism in Eukaryota, Fungi, Ascomycota, Sordariomycetes, Hypocreales, Cordycipitaceae. Gene Ontology annotation, cellular component: dynactin complex. The record is from RefSeq and is a predicted model, not a curated record. The transcript has 2 exons. The coding region runs from base 1 to 459 and encodes 152 amino acids.
AUGCAAGCUGAAACGGUGAUACAUCCACGCUGUCGCUUCGAGUCCAACGACGGUAGUGUCCUUAUUGGCCGACGUUGUAUUAUUCACGAGCGGGCUCAUAUCGGCGCUCGGCCAGAGAAUCCAGAGACUGCGGGAGCCGGCGGUGUUUCCGUGGGUGAUUAUGUACAGAUAGAAGUCGGUUCUAUCAUAGAGUCAGGUGGUACAGAAGUUGGCGAGGGCAGCUUGAUCCAGGUCGGAAGUAAGAUUGGCAGCGGCACUAAGAUUGGAUCGAACUGCACAAUUGCCCCAAAGUCUGUUAUCCCUCCCGGCACCACGUUGCCCGACUAUACCGUUGUCUAUUCGAAUGGUACGCAACGAACAGACCAGCGAGAUGCCUCCGAUUUGCGAAAACUCGGCAUGGUUAAGCAAAUCGCUGUGUUGCGACACAUGAUACCAAGCAAUCCAGACAAAUUCAAGUGA